Molecule: messenger RNA, 1185 nt
Organism: Aptenodytes forsteri (emperor penguin)
Lineage: Eukaryota; Metazoa; Chordata; Aves; Sphenisciformes; Spheniscidae
Gene: SBSPON
Product: somatomedin B and thrombospondin type 1 domain containing
Exons: 6
Source: RefSeq, a predicted model, not a curated record
AUGGCUGUGUGGGACGUGGUUGUGUGGGUCACUGCUGUGCGGGACUUCAUUGGAUGGUACAUGGCUGUGUGGGACAUGGCAGUGCAGGACAUCCCUGUACAGGACAUCACUGAGAGGGUCAUGGCUGGGCAGGACAUCACUGUGUGGGACAUUGCCGUGUGGGACGUUGCUGUGUGGGUCACUGCUGUGCGGGACAUUCUUGUACGGGACAUUACUGUGUGGGACAUCACUGUGUCAGACGUGACUGUGUGGGUCACUGAUGUGAGGGACAUCCCUGUACAGGACAUUGCUGCGCGGGUCAUGGCUGUGCGGGACAUCAGUGUGUGGGACAUCGCUGUGUUGGACAUGGCCUGUGGGCAGGAAUCAGCAAGGAUCCACCGUGAAGGCAAGGACUUCAAAAUGAGUGUGGGGAAUGAGGGAGAGGGUCUUCUGCCAAGCUACGGGGGAAGGCCUGGCUCCCAGGGGAGCAGUCGCAAGGAGGGGAAAGUGGCCCAGUUCUACCAAAUUGGACCCAGCAGUCUUCUUUUGGGAGCAAUUAGGAUAAAACAGAGGUCUUGACUACUAGUAGUGUUUUAAUACCGCUUUGCAGCUCUUCCCUGCGUCGUGGGGGAGUGGAGUCAUUGGAGUGGCUGUGCAGAACGAUGUCAACCCAAUCUGCGGAUACGUAGGCGCUAUGUACAACAGGAACCUAAAAACGGUGGGGAACCUUGUCCUGCUCUAGAAGAGAAGGCUGGCUGCCUGGAAUACCUGACUUACCAGGGAGAGGACUGCGGCCAUGAACAUGUCCCUGCUUUCAUAACUACCUCUGAAUACAGUAAAGAAAGAAAACGACGAGCAGCAUCUUCUCUCUGGCCUUCAGACAAAGAAGCAGCUGGAUACUGCGUGGAAUUUAAAACAGAAUCACUGUCACACCACUGUGCUUCGGAGCAUCGGCCGUACACUCGAUGGAUGCAGUACCUACGAGAAGGACAUACCGUGUGCGUAGCUUGCCAGCCUCCAGCUAUGAACACUGACACGCAUCGUUGUUCUGGAGAUGGCCAUAAUGCAGAUGGAGGUAAAAUCUUACACUGGGAAGCAGUUGGCAACUCUCAGUGCCAAGGAACCUGGAAGAAGAUUCGGCAACUGGAGAACUGUUCAUGUCCCCUUGUGCAUAGCUUUAUUUUUACGUAAGAGUUUAAAAGACCU